CAGAUUAAGGUUUUGCUGCUGAUCCAGGGGCCGACCUCGAAACUGAGGAUUCAGAAAGGGAUGCAGUCAGAUAUCCACCAGAUCCGCAUCUAGAGUCUUAUCUACAGCACACAAACACACAAUGAGGUUAAUAUCCGCUGUCUCUCUUCUCGCUGCUUUGGCCUCGGCCGGUUCUGUGCUGGCAGACCUGAGCUGGGCCGACAAGCACAUGCGCGAGGAGCACAAUAUCAACAGCUACGACCCGUCUUCGUUCUUCAUCCUCCACGACUCCGACAACUCCAAGUUCUGGACCCGCGCAGAUAUGCUGUCUCUCUACGGUAUCAUGAACCCGAUUGACCCCACCGGCCACAGAAAAGAUCCGAUCUCGCCCGCGCAGCAGGAUCAGGUGUACAACCGCAUCUGCGAGCUCAUCGACAAGGACCACGACGGCUCGGUCUCGCUCGAGGAGUGGCUCACUUUCUCGAGGGAAGGUGGGCAGUUGCCGGAUUUUGGAUUCGGGCCGGGACAUCAUGGCGAUGUUGAGUACGAGUACGAAAUCCAUCAUUGGCUCAAAUACCACGCCGACGACGAAAACGACGACAACUUGAAUCACCCUGAGGACAUUGAGCACGAGCAGCUCUUCCAUCACAUGGAGGACAAGGCGGAGUCAGACCAGCACAAGAACAUUCCCGCCAAAUUCCGGGUUCAAAGGUGAAUUGUACAUAGUACUGUAAAAUCGACUCUCUCGUUUUAGACAUGAACAUGAUAUAUGCUUGAACA
This is a messenger RNA of Myxozyma melibiosi, 759 nucleotides long. RefSeq names its product putative secretory pathway protein Ssp120. The transcript has 3 exons. Gene Ontology annotation, cellular component: endoplasmic reticulum-Golgi intermediate compartment; extracellular exosome. The record is from RefSeq and is a predicted model, not a curated record. NCBI's taxonomy places the organism in Eukaryota, Fungi, Ascomycota, Lipomycetes, Lipomycetales, Lipomycetaceae. Gene Ontology annotation, molecular function: calcium ion binding. The coding region runs from base 122 to 694 and encodes 190 amino acids.